UCGGUGUCUUAAGUGCGUGGCAGUUGUAAAGGUGUACUGAUAGUUGCGGGAAACUAGUCAACCAACGCCUGUAACUUGUAUUUCCACUGGGUUUUUGCGGUAGCCACGCACAACCACUCCACGUGCUGGGUUGCCCGGAGCAACCGGCGAUGGAACAACAUUCCAUGCAUCAACAAGCCACAAUUGACAACUGGAGCGACCAAACAGCAGCUCUGAGGCUGGAAGGUCCACAUCAACAUUCCCCCCGAUCCAGCUUCUUUUGUGCUUCUUUCCCUCAUUCUAGUGACGAUAUCUUCUUAGGUCGGGGACUAUACGCCUGGUAGGGGGUUUCGAUAUCCGACUUCGACCCCUUAUUGACCCUACCUGUCGCCAACGUUGAGCGCCGUGGAACUACAUAAUGGCUGGUUCGAGCGGCGCGUCAUCGAUCUCGGUGACGGUCAGAGUCCGGCCGUUUACGAUUCGAGAGGCUGCACAGCUUGCAAAAUGCGACGAUGGACCACUGUUUCUUGGGGACGGCUCCCUAGCUGGCGUUCCCACCCCGAAACUCACCCAGAAAGGCAUCAGACCUGUGGUCAAAGUCAUCGACGAUAAGUGCCUUGUCUUCGACCCACCUGAAGACAACCCCGUCCACAAAUUCUCCAAGAGCGUCAUCCCCAACGGAAAGCGUGUCAAGGAUCAGACAUUCUGCUUUGACCGCAUCUUCGACGAGAACGCGUCCCAGGGCGAAGUGUAUGAAGCUACCAGUCGAAGCCUCCUCGAUAGUGUACUUGACGGAUACAAUGCCACCGUUUUCGCCUAUGGAGCAACGGGAUGCGGAAAGACGCACACUAUCACUGGAACCGCCCAGCAGCCAGGAAUCAUCUUCCUCACCAUGCAGGAGCUCUUCGAACGUAUACAGGAGAGAUCGGAAGAGAAGGUGACAGAGGUUUCCCUGUCAUAUCUCGAGAUAUACAACGAAACCAUCCGUGACUUGCUGGUUCCGGGAGGCAGUAAAGGCGGACUUAUGUUGCGUGAAGAUGCCAAUCAAUCUGUCUCUGUGGCGGGACUAUCAAGUCACCACCCGCAAAACGUGCAGGAAGUCAUGGACAUGAUAAUGAAGGGCAACGAAUGUCGAACCAUGUCUCCAACCGAGGCGAACGCAACUUCUUCCAGAUCUCAUGCCGUUCUCCAGAUUAAUGUCGCCCAGAAAGACCGCAAUGCAGAUGUCAAUGAACCGCACACGAUGGCUACCCUCAGUAUUAUUGAUCUUGCAGGGAGUGAGAGAGCUAGUGCCACUAAGAAUCGUGGAGAGAGGCUCUUAGAAGGUGCAAAUAUCAACAAGUCACUGCUAGCUCUCGGCAGCUGCAUCAACGCCCUUUGUGACCCACGGAAGAGAAACCAUGUUCCCUACCGAAACUCGAAACUCACUCGUCUGCUGAAAUUUUCUCUGGGAGGAAACUGCAGGACGGUGAUGAUUGUUUGCAUUAGCCCCUCCAGCCAGCAUUUCGACGAAACACAAAACACUCUACGAUACGCGAACCGCGCAAAGAAUAUUCAAACGAAGGUUACGAGGAACGUGUACAACGUGAAUCGACACGUGAAAGACUUCCUUGUCAAGAUUGAUGAGCAGAUGGCUCUGAUAAAUGAGCUGAAGGCACAGCAAAAGGAUUACGAAUCGGUAGCUUUCGCCAAAUUUAGGAAGCAGAACGAAAAGAAAGAAGGUGUUAUGCGGGAAGGAAUCUCUCGCAUUCGGAAUGCGUAUGAGCAUUCGGCUUCUGAGAGACAGGAAAAGGCGAACAGCAUGCUUAAACUGAGACAGGUGUCCCGCAGGAUCGGCGUGCUGUCUUCUUGGAUAGCUGCUUUCGACGGGGUGUGUGCAAACUGCGAGCGCGAGGAAUCGAUGUCAAAUCUCCAAGCUAUUCGAAAGACGGCACAAGGUAUUCUUUUUGAGCUGGAAGGGAGCCGGCAGCAUUAUCACCAAAAGCUGGCAAAGAAUAACUGGGAGCGCGGUAUCAAUUCAGCGCUCGAGCAUGGCAUCAAGCUGCUUCAAGAAUUCGAGACCAGCGACAAUACCGACAUCGCGAACCUGAAGCGUGAAGUAGAGCUCUUGAAGUUCACUGCUGAGCGUGAGGCCCUCACUGCUAUUGCAGAACAGGAAAAGGCAGGAGACGUGGCGAUCGUCCAGAUGCUGCUCCAAGCUCAUUUCGAGACUAUUUCUUCAAUCGAGAACAUUAUGCAGCUCAGUGAAGAAGAGGCAGUUGAAGCAGGCAAAAAAAUCUUGAUGAAAAUGCUCAACUCAUGUUCAAGCGCAACGUCAAAUGUGGUGAAGCCUGACGAAAACUUGCCUCAGAUUGACUUGUCUUUCUCCCCUCCGAAACCAGCACCCGCACGCCGCAAGAAGCUCAGCCUAGCUGGACCCAAUCCAGUCCUGACACUGAACACGAAUACAGCAAUUGCACCUCCCUUGAUUUCUCCGACGAAGGGCUCACCACGUCGACGCAAGCUCGGCAUCGCCAGGAAGGGUGUCAGCUUUACACCGAAGAAAGCUCAGUCUAAGACGGCGAAGAGAAGCGUCCGAUGGAAAGAUGAUGAACAGGAUGGUUCUCUGGCCGAAUUCGAGAAGACGCCGCAGAAGGCGCAGCCAAAUCCUGAGGUCUCUUCUGACGACACAUCGCUGCUGAGAGCAUCUCCAAUACCACGUGCAUCCCCAGCACGAGGUAUCCCAAUUCCCACUCGCUUGGCCAGUCCGUCACUCGGUUCCUCGCCAAUUUCUACGCCACCAGAACCGACAUUGAACAUUCAGAAGAACAGCAGCAGAUUCACGACUGGUUUCCUCUCCAAAAAGUCCAGCAGCUCCCCAAUUCAGCCGCCAGUGGCAAGCCUCCCCUUGUCCGACAAUGAUGGCUCCCCACUCCGGGAUAUCGAAAACAGCAGUUUCUUCAACCGCUCUUCUCACCAUCGCUCUUCUCUCGACCGCCCCUCCAGGAUAGCGGUGCGAACUUCUAGCGGUAGUUACACCAGCAGUCCUAGUCGCGUCUCGGAUACGGAAGACAACUGGAAGACCACCAAAGCAGACGCAAUAACGAUCAGCGCUGCAAUGAGACGAAUUUCGAGUUCUCAUAUCGGUAGCACAAAUUCAGCCAACGUGAGCCGUGCGCACCGCCGUCGAAGCCCAACGGCGGCUUCAUUGGGCACCUCUCCUAAUGAGAACGCCAUGUUCACGGCCUCCCAGGCUCGCAGGAUGGUGAAGAGUGACAAAGAACAUGACGUCAAGCCCAGCGUGCUGGGACCUCGCACUGUCCCGAUCACAAAAAGCACCGGCCAAAGACGCACCACUCUCGGGGAUAUACGACCGAGAGAAGUCAGUCUGACAAGCAGGGAUGCCAUCAGAUUGAGCACAAUGGCGGCAGGGGGCACUGGCGGUUCUCGCAGCAGUCUCAUGCCAUCCGGCAAAGGCACUUGGAGAUAGAUAACUUGUCCAUUUGAUUUGGGGGUCUCUGGCGAACGUAGAUCAUGACAGGUGUUUAGGUUUCUUAUACCAACUUUGUUUUCAUUAUGACAUUGAAGGGUUAUUGGUUCAACCGGUCGGUUUGGAGUCAUGGUUUCAGGAACGAGAACGAAGGCAUUGGUGGGCUUGACGUGUUGAUGACACCCGGUCAGCAUUACUGUCUGUCCCCUCUAAUAAUAUUUUGUUGCCUAUAUUUUGUUCUUAUCCCUAUAGUUAACUUCUGCACUGUAAAAUAUCAAGUCUCCGUCCUGGGAUCAAGCAACCAGCAACCGACAAAAAUCACGUGCUCACUGCAGCUUCCUUCAAACAAAAAGGAGACAAUUUGAGUUGCAAAUUCUAUCUCCAUU
This is a messenger RNA of Paecilomyces variotii, 3834 nucleotides long. RefSeq names its product kinesin family protein. Bases 398 to 3448 code for a protein of 1016 amino acids. The transcript is spliced from 2 exons. The record is from RefSeq and is a predicted model, not a curated record. Lineage: Eukaryota; Fungi; Ascomycota; Eurotiomycetes; Eurotiales; Thermoascaceae. Gene Ontology annotation, biological process: microtubule-based movement. Gene Ontology annotation, molecular function: ATP binding; microtubule motor activity; microtubule binding.